AGCACUUCAUCCCAUGCAAAUCCCACCCUGAAAGCAGAUUUCCCAGCAGUCCCUGGGAAACAAUCCAGAUGGAAUCUGAGGAGAUCACCAUUCAUUCUGCUGAUGGUUCUUGAACAUCUGUGCUGUGCCCAGAGGCAAAAUGUAGCAUGGGAGAUUUGGUGCUUCCAGUAUUCAAGCAGGGUUGAGUCUGAGCUUGGGUUUGACCAGCUGACCUGUACUUGACCAACAGCCCCGACCUCCAUCACCACCACCUCACCACUCUGGCUGGCUAAGAAGAUGUUCCCCUUUAAGAUAGGCAAAUGGAUGGGACUUACUUGCCUCCGGUCCCUGGUGGUCUCCUCUCCAAAUGUCCGUCAGAAGAAACUAAUCCACAAGCUGCAAGAAGAAAAGGCUUUUCGGGCAGAGAUGAAAAUGUUCCGUGAGAAAAUAGAAGACUUCCGAGAAGAGAUGUGGAAUUUCCGAGGCAAGAUCCGUACCUUCCGGGGCCAGAUGUUAGAUUUUUGGGAAGAAGAGAGGCCUUUCUGGGAAGAGGAGAAAACCUUCUGGAAAGAAGAAAAAACCUUCUGGGACAUGGAAAAAGCUUUUCGGGAAGAAGAGAAAAUCUUUUGGAAAAAAUACCGAACCUUCUGGAAGGAAGACAAGGCCUUCUGGAAAGAGGACAACACCUUAUGGGAGAAAGACCGGAAGCUUCUUCAGGAGGACAAGGCCCUGUGGGAAGAGGAAAAGGCCUUGUGGGUAGAGGAAAGAGCCCUCCUGGAGGAGGAGAAGGCCCUGUGGGAGGAUAAAAAGUCCCUCUGGGAAGAAGAGAACGCCCUCUGGGAGGAAGAGAAAGCAUUCUGGGUGGAAGGUGGCCCCCACAGCGUGGAGGUACAAAGACCAGAAGAUGGGCCCUACGACCUCAACACAGAACCACCAUCGCCAGCCUUUUACAGGGGCCGGGCAUAGUGAGCAUGAGAGAUGCAGGCCCUGGGCGUCCACAAUCCCCUGGGAUGAAGAUCCAAGGCCAG
Dipodomys ordii (Ord's kangaroo rat) is the source of this 1007-nucleotide messenger RNA. RefSeq names its product coiled-coil domain containing 70 (gene Ccdc70). The record is from RefSeq and is a predicted model, not a curated record. Lineage: Eukaryota; Metazoa; Chordata; Mammalia; Rodentia; Heteromyidae. The coding region runs from base 277 to 945 and encodes 222 amino acids. The transcript is spliced from 3 exons.